Messenger RNA from Gaeumannomyces tritici R3-111a-1, 291 nucleotides. RefSeq lists its product as hypothetical. The transcript is spliced from 2 exons. The coding region runs from base 1 to 291 and encodes 96 amino acids. The record is from RefSeq and is a predicted model, not a curated record. Lineage: Eukaryota; Fungi; Ascomycota; Sordariomycetes; Magnaporthales; Magnaporthaceae.
AUGGUCGGGGCGCUGCACGAGACGGUCCGGCGGCUUCUGGUGACGCGGAGGGGCGUGCGGACCCCGUACCGCAACCCGCACCGCAAGUUCCUACUCCGCGCCGCCGACCUGCCGCCGCCCGGGAAGCUGCGACCCCUGGCGCCGGACAUGCAGUGGGACGCGGUGCGGAGCGGGGACGUGCCCCUGAUCAUCUCCAGGACCGACAUCCCCAAGACUAAUCAUCAUACUGACCGAUCGCUAUACAAAGGUGUCGACGGCACGCUUUCGACCCUCCACUGCGAGGUGAGUUGA